AUGGCUCAAUUGGUAGAGCGAUCGGCUGCUGUUGGGAAGGUCAGGGGAUCGACUCCCGAACCGAAAAACUUCCAAAAUUUUCUGAGAAAUGGCCAUUUUUUGAGUCGACUUGACGUGCAUCAUUUCCAGGUCAAAAAAGAUGACGUCAUGGCUCAGUCGGUAGAGCGAUUGACUGCUGUUGGAGAGGUCAAGGGAUCGAUUCCCGGAUCGAAGAACUUUUAAAAUUUGCUGGGCAAUUUUUGAGAUGACUUGACGUGCACCAUCUCCAAGUCAAAAAAGAUGACGCCAUGGCUCAGUUGGUAGAGCGAUUGGCUGCUGUUGGGAAGGUCAGGGGAUCGACUCCCGAACCGAAAAACUUCCAAAUUUGCUGGUCAUUUUUUGACUCGACUUGACGUGCAUCAUUUCCAGGUCAAAAAAGAUGACGCCAUGGCUCAGUUGGUAGAGCGAUUGGCUGCUGUUGGGAAGGUCAGGGGAUCGACUCCCGAACCGAAAAACUUCCAAAUUUGCUGGUCAUUUUUUGACUCGACUUGACGUGCAUCAUUUCCAGGUCAAAAAAGAUGACGCCAUGGCUCAGUUGGUAGAGCGAUUGGCUGCUGUUGGGAAGGUCAGGGGAUCGACUCCCGAACCGAAAAACUUCCAAAUUUGCUGGUCAUUUUUUGACUCGACUUGACGUGCAUCAUUUCCAGGUCAAAAAAGAUGACGCCAUGGCUCAGUUGGUAGAGCGAUUGGCUGCUGUUGGGAAGGUCAGGGGAUCGACUCCCGAACCGAAAAACUUCCAAAAUUUUCUGAGAAAUGGCCAUUUUUUGAGUCGACUUGACGUGCAUCAUUUCCAGGUCAAAAAAGAUGACGUCAUGGCUCAGUCGGUAGAGCGAUUGACUGUUGUUGGGAAGGUCAGGGGAUCGACUCCCGAACCGAAAAACUUCCAAAUUUGCUGGUCAUUUUUUGACUCGACUUGACGUGCAUCGUUUCUAGGUCAAAAAAAGAUGACGUCAUGGUUCAAUCGGUAGAGCGAUUGGCUGCUGUUGGGAAGGUCAGGGGAUCGAUUCCUGGACCGAAAAAGUUCCAAAAUUUUCUGAGAAAUGGCCAUUUUUUGCCUCGACUUGACGUGCACCAUCUCCAGGUCAAAAAAGAUGACGUCAUGGCUCAGUCGGUAGAGCGAUUGACUGUUGUUGGGAAGGUCAGGGGAUCGGUUCCCGGACAGGUUUUAAGACCAUUUUUGCCGUCCUUUUUUUCUAACCUUUUUUUCGUCAAAAGGUGUCAUGACCCUACGAGGAUAUGAGACAUCAAACAGGGUUCUUUGAAAAACCAACAGGUGUUCCGCUCAAUAAGUUUACCCACGAACGUUUCUUAUCAUAAAAAGGCAACACGUGGUACAAAUUUGAUUUCUCGAUCUUUGGAAUAAAUUUAAAAGCUUUCAAGAAAUAUGGUCUCACUUGCAAGUAAAAAAAUAUGAAAAUUACUUUUUUUAAAAAAAUGGCAAGAAACUGGUACGGAAUCGAUCCCGUGGCCUUCAGAUUGGACUCUAAAAUCUAUCCGACUGAGCUAUUAAUCCUCAAAGAGAUUCAUUUAAACAAACUUGAGAAAAUGGCAAAAAUUUUUACAGCGGAGUCGAACCUGUGACCUCUGGAGCAAGCUUGGAAAAGCAACCAACUGAUCUAUAUAACCAUUCGAUUCCUAGUGCAAACGCUCUAGCUAGAAGUCAGAAAAUAGCAAAAAAUGUGCAAGAAAAAUUGAACCUUGAUCCUCAAAUUGAGGGUCAAGAAUCUAACCAACUGAGCUACCAAUUCAAUCAACCCCCAAGUGCAAGAGACCUACACAAACUCAAGCUUUAAAAAAGCAAAAAUUUGUCGAAAAUCGGGUAGAGUUGAUCCUGGGACUGUCAGAUACAAGAUAAAAAUCUAACCAACUGAGCCAUCGAUUCAAUCAACCGCCAAGUGCAAGAGAUCUACACAGUCAAUAGCUUUGAAAAAGCAAAAAUCUGUCGAAAACUAGGAAGAUUUGAUCCAGAGACCUUCGGAUCCAAGAUAAAAAUCUAAUCAACUGAGCUAUCCACCCCAUCAUCUCCCGUACACAGAUUCUCUACAUAACUUGCAAUUUUCGAAAAUACAAAAAGAGUUUCUUUUUCAAUAUUGACUCACCUAUGACAUCCUUCUCACAAUAAGAAAGUUGAAAAUUAAUUCUUUGCAGAACUCAUUUUAUUUCACGCGUUCCUGCGCCUUUAAAGGUUGACAAAGGCGGUCGACUGUGACAAUUUGUUUCAUUUGUCAUUUUCGCAACACAAUAUUAUUUUUUAAUCACUUGAGUGGGUGGAUCAAAUUUUGCAAAACUUCAAAACGAGCCCAGGAAUCGAACCAUCGACCUUUUCCAUCUUAUUCAAAGCUUUUACCGACUGAGCCACGAUCUUCUCGAGAUUUCAACUUUCAAACCAAAGAAGAGAAUAAAGAAAUGCAUUUUGAAACAAUUUCUCUGUUUCUCUGCGUCUCUCAUUUCUCAAAAGUAUUUUUUCCUACUUAAGAUCGCCAGAGUGGUCCCUAGAGGGGUUAAGAAGUACCAACAGGAAACAAUAUAGUGACCCCUAGAGGACUAAGUGGUCCCUAUAGGAAUGUAGGGUCUGUCUUUGAACCCCUAAAGCUCAAGUGGUCCUUCUAGGGGUUUUUCAAUUUUUGUAAUGAUUUUAAAGAUAGAAAGGCGUACAAUGUUCAUGCUCCCCUAGAGUGACCACUUCAGUGCCUUUUAGGGGGAGACAAAGUGGUCCCUAAAGGGAACUUUCAAGAACUCGCUGCCCCUAUAGAGAUCACUCUGGCGCUUCACAGCACUUUCACACUUUUUAUUUCAUUUUUUUUUCCAAUCAUCUCGAAAUUCAUUAAUCAUUCAUAGAACAAAAAAUGUUCCUACUAAAAUAAGUGAGUCUAAAAGGCAACUCAAAUAAGUCAUCCAUUUUUUUCUAAUCCGACCGCAUUCUAUAGAAAACUAACAUUAUUAGGAUUUUUCGAAAAGGCUUCCUGCGUAGAUUACUUUUGCCAUUGAAUAGAGAUUAACAUUUCAAAUAGACAUAUGUUAGAAUAUUAUAUAGAGAAACGCUCUUUGUACUCAUCUAUCAAAAAAAAAUUUAUAGGAAAGUUCUAGUGAACUCUGAUAUAACGUACUUCAUCAGAAACUUGAAAAAAUUUAAAGACGCAGCGCUGAAGAAAAACCAUCUCUAAAAUGAGCAAUUCUUAGCGAAUUGUUAGUUUUUAAAAUGUUCCUUUCUUGGCCUGUCUUUUCAAAAAUGUCGCUCUAACAUAAGCAAUAUCAAAUCCUCAAAACAAUCGAUUUUAUCAGAAACUUGAAAAAAAUUUAAAGGCGCAGGGCUGAAAUCAAUAAAAGGUUCUGGCUCCGCCCUGCGCCUUUAAAAGCUUAUUUAUUUUUCAUCUCUAUGUUCAGUAAUAGUAACGGAAGGUCCAGAAAACUGAGCUUCUCCCAGAAAAAAUACCGAAAAAAUGAGAGAAAAACCAUCACUAACAUGAGCAAUGCUUAGUAAAUUAUCUUCAUUUUCAAAAAUUCCAAGUACUUUUUGAAAAUUCCCUCUAACAUGAGCAAUAACCCCCCAGCCACGCCCACUCCUCCUCCUGACAUCAUCUUAAAUCAAUCGAUUUCAUCAGAAACUCGGAAAAAAAGUUUAAAGGCGCAGGGCUGAAAUCAAAAAAACGGUCCUGGCUCCGCCCUGCGCCUUUAAAAAUUUCGUGUUCAUUUAUAUAUUUUUUUUAUAUACCACAAGGUCCAGAAAAAUGACAUUACUGAGAAAUUCAAAGAAAAACCAUCUCUAAAGUGAGCAAUGAUCAGUAACUUAUUAUUUUUCCAAAUAUACCGUUCUUUCUCAAAAACGUUCCUCUAACAUGAGCAAUAUUCCCAAAGCCCCGCCCACUCCGUCUCAUGACAUCAUCUCAAACUCGUACAGCACUCGAAUGCUCCAAGAAACUGGAAAGGAAUUUCAAAGGGGCGGAGCCUAGGCCGAGCUCCGACUCCGCCCACUUUUCGGCUCACUCCUUUUUGGGAUCUCCUUCGAUCACGCGACUUAUUAUCUUCAUCUAUACUUUUAAUUCGUUCCUGAUACUCUAAACUCAUCGUCAAGUUCUUCUGAAUUCCUACAACGUCAUCUGAAACCAGACUUCUGAAUCCAGAUGUCGUUGGUCGACCGACGGCACGCCGUUCUGUGGCUCGCCGUCUUCUGCCUCUUCUCAGCCGCCUCAGCACAGCCUUUUUGUGAGUUAUCGAUUGAUUGAUUAGAUGAAGUCAUCAUGGUGAUAAUAUGACGUCAUUAUUGCGAUAUGAUGACGUCAUUAUGCCAAUUUGAUGACGUCACCAUCAAAUUUUCGUUUAUUUGUUCAGAGAUAUUGUACUUGAGCUUCUCUCUAACUCCUCCUCCAUUUGGAACUCGAAUGGGAACUUUAUUAUGACGUCACCAUCUUAAGAAAAUGACGUCAUCUUGAACUUUUUCGUAGGAUCUCCUUAUGAAGCAAAUUUGAGCCAAAAAAUUUAUAAUGACGUCAUUCUAGGACUGUUUUCAUGACAUCAUUCAAAAAACUGUUUUCAUGACGUCAUUAAAAAACUUUUUUCAUGACGUCAUUGAGAAAACUUUUUUUAUGACGUCAUUACGUUCCUUCACAAAACAUCCUUAUCAUUUUCCACAUUUCCAGUUACAUUUUUCAUUUUUCUCAACCCUCUCCUUUCCACACACUCUCUCUACAGUCUUCAAUUUAUGACGUCAUCUUCUCGCCUCUGAUGACGUCAUCAUAAUUUUUCAUCAGCUUCGGUAAUGAUAUAACACAUCAAAACACCUUUUCUUCCUUUCCGAAUCAUUUUUUUGAUCCGUGAGAAUCUAGAUUCUCAUUUUCCCAUCUGACGUUUACAUCACAGUUUUGAUGACGUCACUUCUCUUGAAGACGUCAAGUUGAUCUUUCUGUUUCUGUCAUGAUCUUUCAACUCAACUUUCUCAAAAUUUUUUUCACCAUUUCUCCGGAAAUUUUCAAAAAUGACGUCAUCAUUUUCCUCCAGAUCGUUUUUAAGCUUCAAACUGAGUUCAAAAAAAAAAUUUUUACUUUUCUCUUCGUAAUUCGAACCCCAAUAGUCAGGCUACAUUUGGAAUGGCUCAAAUAUGUUGAUUUAAGACGCGCCCGACCUGAAACGGCUUACGCGCUGGUGUAUUAGAAAGCAAAAGAGCGAACCAUUUUCGCUACAAGUUUGCCAAGAUUUGAGCCAUUCCAAGUGCGACCAGAAAUUCUCAAUUUGAAGAAAGAUGACGUCAUUUUUUUAAAUCAUUUUCAGUGUCAUUAUAACAAUCAAAAGUGACGUCAUAAAAUUUGAAAAAUAUUUUGAUUAUUUCACACUGUACUAGAGUAUCAUGGCAAUGGUGAACCUUGAUUUUAUAACGUAUUUUUGGAUUCUAAUGACGCCAUUUUUAAUAUUAUGAAUGACGUCACGAACUUGAUAUUUUUCCUGCACUCGGGGAUCAUGUCGAAAGUGAUCUCGAACUUUUUUUUGUCCAAAAUCCAAUUUUUCAACCCAUAGAUCAUUUUUUUUCUCAUAGUUUCGUGACAAUUAAAUCGAAAGGUGAUGUCAUUCGCACCUGGGCUCCAAAAAAAUCUCCAAAUCGAGUUUAAUUAUCGGGUUGAGUCAGUGGAAAAAAAAAAUGUUCUAAAAACUUUUUAAGUGGGCGUUUUUUUCAUAUAGACAGAUGACAUUUGAACUUACUCAAAAUGUCAGAAAAUUACAGAUAAUUGUAGAUUUCAAAACAAAAAUUGUUUUCCUAAAGGCAAUUCAUUUCACAGAGUAGUUUGAACUGAAGAAAAAUGAAUACUGAAAUUUUUAAAGUGAAAAAUGGGCAAAAAUCGAUUAAUAUUAAUGGCAAAAAAAGUCUCGCUGUUGAGCGGACUCGAACCCUUGACCUCUCGAGUAGCGUUCCAAGCACUUCUUACCAUCCUCUAGCUUCAAUUAAUUUAAUUGUAAAGUGGAAAACAUCUUAUAUGGACAAAAAUGAAGUAAAUACGAUAAUGGCAAAAAAUCUAUAACGCGAGGAGGAGUCGAUCUCGCGACCCUUUGAUUUUCAGCUUAGGUCCCUACCAGCUGAGCUAACGACCAUUCAUUUUUUUUUCAAUCCACCUUUUUGAAUAAAAAAUACCUCUGAAACCGUAAAUCGUUUUUUUUUUCAUCUUGAUGCUCAAAAAACCUCUCCAAAACUCGAUCCCUCGACCCAUCCCACCUCAGUUCCACUCUUAACCAUCUGAGCCGCCUUUUUACUCUUAUUUUUUCAAUUUCUAUCAAUGAUUUUUCUACAGACCGACUACAGCGGAUAGCACGGCUACAGUACCCCUCAGAAGCGAUUUUCUACCGUAAUCUACGUUCAGACGACGACGAGGAAGACAAGUGA
This is a messenger RNA of Caenorhabditis auriculariae, 6406 nucleotides long. Lineage: Eukaryota; Metazoa; Nematoda; Chromadorea; Rhabditida; Rhabditidae. The record is from the annotation of a GenBank genome assembly.